Messenger RNA from Phalacrocorax carbo (great cormorant), 4267 nucleotides. Lineage: Eukaryota; Metazoa; Chordata; Aves; Suliformes; Phalacrocoracidae. The record is from RefSeq and is a predicted model, not a curated record.
CCGCCCCCGCCUCCCCCCCUCCCGGCCACCGAGCGGCGCGGCGGGGCCUCCCCGGCUGCCGGCACGGCGCUAGGCUCCCGCCGCCCACCGGCGGGCAGCGCUGCCCCCUCGGCGGCCGCCAGGAAGCGGCCGGGCCGCCGUGCAGCCGCCUGCCGCCGGGCAUGAGCUCCGGCUCCCCCGGCGGCCGCAGCGGUGCCGGUGGCAGCGGGCGGUGGAGGAGGCGGUGGCGGAGGAGGGGGGGGUGCCCGGGAACGGCGACCUUCGCAGGGGGCCGCCACGGCGGGAGAUGCUCUUGCUCCCAACGGCGCCAGGAGCAGCAUGUUCCCCGGUGCCGACAGCGCUAGUAGCACGGCCGGGCAGCCCGAGGUGGCGGGGGCCGCCGCCGCCCCCGGCCCGCUGGGGUCGCACGGCCCCAGCGGCGAGGCCGGACGCCGCAGCGCCCCGGCGGCCGCCGCUGUGGCUGGCGGCGGCGGCGAGGAGGAGGCGGCGGAAGACGAGGAGGACGAGGAUCCCGGCUCGUCCCGCUUCGUGCUGGCGGCGGGGUUGGGGCUGCUGGCCGUGUCCGUCGUCCGCCUGGGGCAGGAGCGGGCCGAGGCGGGGGGCGGCGGGCCGCCGUGCCUGGCCCUGCUGCUGCUCCGCCUCGCCCUCUACGCGGGCUGCGCCGCCGCCGCCGCCGCGCUGGGCACCCUGAUCGUCCUGCUGUGUCGCGGCCGCCGCCUGCCGCCGCCGGACUUCGCCGCCGCAGCUCCGGCCCUGCGGGUCGCAGGGAGUAAUUGGUCUGGAAGCUCCCCUGAUCCAGUCCAAUCAAGGAGAGUGGUCAUUUCUCACAACAUGGAUAAAGCACUGAAAGAAGUGUUUGACUACAGCUACAGAGAUUACAUCCUGUCCUGGUAUGGGCAACUCAGCAGAGAUGAAGGGCAGCUGUACCAGCUGCUAUCUGAAGAUUUCUGGGAGAUUGCCAAGCAGCUGCGACAGAGGCUGAGUCAUAUUGAUGUAGUUAAAGUUGUCUGCAACGAUGUAGUGAAAGCUUUACUCUUGCAUUUCUGUGACCUUAAAGGAGCCAAUGCCAGGCAGGAAGAUCCACCGAGACCUUUUUUGCUACACCCAUGCUUGAGGAGCUCUGAUGAAGAAGUAAGAUUCCUGCAAAAAUGUUCUCAAAUUCUGGUGUAUUGUCUCCUACCCUCAAAGGAUGUCCAGUCUGUCAGCUUGCGCAUAGUCCUUGCAGAAAUACUUGCAACAAAAGUACUGAAACCAGUGGUGGAACUGCUGAGUGAUCCGGAUUAUAUUAACCGAAUGCUACUCAGCCAGCUGGAGUACAGAGAACAGAUGAAUGAGCAUCAGAAGAAAGACUACACAUAUGCUCCUUCGUAUGAGGAGUUCAUCAAGCUCAUUAACAGCAGCUCCGAUGUUGAGUUCCUGAAACAGCUGAGGUAUCAGAUUGUAGUGGAAAUAGUUCAGGCAACCACGAUCAGCAAUAUUCCCCAAGUGAAGAGGCAGAAAGAUUCAAAAGGAAAAGAAACUGCGGCAAUGAAAGCUGACCUACUGAGGGCUCGCAAUGUGAAGAGGUAUAUUAAUCAGCUGACAGUGGCAAAGAAGCAAUGUGAGAAGAGAAUAAGGCUCCUGGGAGGGCCUGCUUAUGAUCAGCAGGAAGAUGGCAUUUCUGAUGAAGGCGAUGGCCCUCAGAGUCAGAAGAUUCUUCAGUUUGAAGAAAUUUUGGCCAACCCUUCAUACCGAGAGCACUUCCGAAUCUACAUGGAAAGGAUGGACAAGAUGGCUUUGAUUGGUCUUUGGGAGUCUGUGGAGUAUCUGAAGAAUGCUAACAAGGCUGAAAUACCUCAACUGGUGAGUGAAAUUUAUCAGAAUUUUUUUGUGGAAAGCAGAGAAAUACCUGUGGAAAAAUCCCUUUAUAAAGAAAUACAGCAAAGUCUCGUGGGAAAUAAAGGCAUUGAAGUAUUCUACAGAAUUCAGGCAGAUGUUUACGAAACUCUAAAGGACAGAUAUUACCCCUCAUUCAUUGUCAGUGAUUUAUAUGAGAGAUCAGUCAAGAAGGAAGAAGAAAGAAGUUCUGCUCAGCCAACUUCUGAGGACAAAGAUGAAGUGAGCCAAGGCUGUGAAGAAGCUACUGAAGAAUGCAGCACAGGAAUUAAUGAACAGGCCAGUUAUGCUGUAAAUAAACUUCGCCAGCUAAAUGACAAGCUUGAGUAUAAGAAGCAGGCUCUAAAUUCCAUAUGUAAUUCACCAAAACCCGACAAAAAGAUUGUUUCUAAGCUAAAAGAUGAAAUUUCUCUGAUGGAGAGAGAGCACAGUGACCUUCAGCUGCACAUUGCAAGAACGGACUGGUGGUGUGAGAAUCUUGGCAUGUGGAAAGCCUUCAUUGUCUCAGGCGAGGUUUUAGAAGAGAAUGGAGAGCAAGUGCCCUGUUACUCUGUCAUGGUGAGUUUACAGGAAGUUGGUGGAGCUGAAACUAAGAACUGGACUGUUCCCAGGAAGCUCAGUGAGUUUCAGAACCUACACCGGAAGCUUAGUGAGUGUUUUCCAUCAUUAAAGAAAGUUCAGUUGCCUUCCCUCAGCAAGCUGCCCUUCAAAUCCAUAGACCAGAAAUUCAUGGAGAAAUCCAAGAACCAGCUUAAUAACUUUCUGCAGAAAUUGCUCUCUGAUGAAACACUCUGCCAGAGUGAAGCACUUUACGCCUUCUUGAGCCCAUCCCCAGAGCACCUCAAAGUUAUUGAUGUGCAAGGAAAGAAGUCAUCUUUUUCACUCUCCUCAUUUCUAGAACGACUUCCUGGUGAUUUGUUUUCUCAUCAAGAGGAAGAAACGGAGGAGGAUAGUGACCUGUCGGACUACGGAGAGGAGGUGGAUGGGAAAAGGGACUCUCUUGCUGAACCAUGUUUCAUGCUGAUCGGAGAGAUUUUUGAGCUGCGAGGAAUGUUCAAGUGGGUUAGAAAAACAUUAAUUGCACUAGUACAAGUCACUUUUGGAAGAACUAUCAACAAGCAAAUCCGUGACACUGUGCACUGGAUGUUCAGUGAACCAAUGCUUGUUUACUACAUUGGUGUGUUUCGGGAUGCUUUUUGGCCGAAUGGAAAGUUGGCGCCACCACCGAAAGCCAGGAGCGAUGAACAAAAGCAAGAGACAAAACAGAGAGCACAGCAAAAACUACUUGAAAACAUUCCAGAUACUCUGCAGAGUCUUGUUGGACAACAAAAUGCCCGUCACGGUGUAGUGAAGGUGUUCAACGCGUUGCAAGAAAGACAGGCUAACAAGCAUCUACUCUAUGUUUUGCUGGAACUGCUGCUAACUGAACUCUGUCCUGAGCUAAGAGCUCACUUAGAGCAGCUUAAUGCCACUUAGGUUUGAAUCUGCACAAUUGGACCACUAGAGAAAUGUCUAUGUCCAAUAAUAGACAUGAAACUUAUUUCCUCUUUUCCAUAGAGGGCUGAGGACUAUGAUUAUUUUUAGCGUUUUUCUUUCCUCUUGAGUUUUUUGUGAGGUAAACAGACUUGAAAAGAUCUGAUGCUGUAGUAGGGUAGACAAAACGAUGCUGUAUAGUUGCCAAUUUUUAUUUAAAUUGUUCUGACUACUUUCUGUUUCAUAUAUAGACUGAAAGAUAAAUGUUCAUAUAAACUGAAAGAAACCAGAUAAUAUUUUAAACAUUUAUGAGAAGAAAUUUUGCUUUAGUGGUAAACUAAUGAAUGUUGUACAGUUCUAAUCUCCUCACAGAGGAUUUGAGCAUUCCUUGUGUAUUGAAAAAGCCUGUCGUGCAAUACUACAUGUAAAGCUAUUGUGGAAAUUUUAUCGAUUUUGUUUUUACCAAAGAUUUCCCGUAGUUUGAAGCAUUUGUAAGCAAUAAAUAACACACCCGGAUUGCAGUACUUGAUAACGAGGCUGUACUGACAACUAAUGAAUGAGUUUGACAGCACUAGUUUCGUAAGGAAUAUUUACGUUACUUUGAAGUCUGUGUCGAAAAUAUGUAUUGUAAACUGGUAUGUCCUAAGAAUGCCUGUGUUAAAUGUUAGCUCAGAGAUUAGUGCUUAUGAAUUGCUUCUAUGAAUGAUUAAGUAGACAAUUAAACCAUUCUAAUAACUUCCCUGAUACUACUCAGGGCUGUUUUAUUCAAAUUACCCCAAUUUCAAACAACCUUCAGAUCCUUCCCUUAUUUUAUACAAGGAAAGAAAACGAUGUCUUCAGUGGCUUUUUUUAAUUUAUGUAAAAUAUGUAAAUAUGGUCUUAACGCACAUCUAAAUAAUUAAACAUCAUCAGAAAUCCC